ACGCCCUUAUGGUUUUUGUAGUAGAUGUUUUUUUGGUGCACGUGGAGGUUUCAACGUUGUGGUUAUGCAGAGAUUUGACUGAAUGUGAAAUAUGUGUUAGCAACUCUCGCUUUUAAGGAUUUUUCAUUUACAUUUCAAUUCAUUUAAUUAGCAGUUAUUAUAUAUUUUAAAGCGUAUCAGUCAGCCACUUUGCAUUGGUUUCUAAGACAACACAAUUGGGGAAGCAUGUCACAAGGCAAUCAAACCACCAGUCGGGCGAUCCCGACCACCCGAAAAAUCAUAAUCAACGAUGCGGCACACAUGCCUCAAGAUUACUCUACAACUCCUGGAGGCACAAUAUUCAGCACCACUCCAGGAGGCACUCGAAUAAUCUAUGACAGGAAGUUCCUCCUGCAGUGUCGAACGUCUCCUCUGGCCCGUACCCCCCCUACCAGCCUGCCUGAUAUCCCAGGGGUGACCAGCCCCGUCUUGGCCCACCCCAAACAGACCUCAAACACAACCAACCACAGCCCCCAAGCUCAAGGAACUGCGGAGGAGGAUGCCCAGUUUGAAAUAGACAUUUAGUCAUCAGAAAUGGCCGCCAUGAAGAUGCCACGGCAACAACAGGAAGAAGACGUAAUUAUAUAAUAGCGUGAAAAUGAAGUUAAUUAUGAAGUAUUCCCUCACAUCUGUCCUCACGGGCAAAGACAUUACUUAUGUAACACAUUAAGCUGCAUACAUAGAUGUACAUGGUCUCUUUAUUUUUAAGCAUAAUCCAGACCACUGAUUUUGUGGUACAGAGGAACUUUUCCAGAUAAUUGUUUUAUUUAGUAAUAAUGUAUGUUAUUUGCCGGUAUAGGCUUCACAUGGCAUGUUAUUACUCUUUAGGAACUGGAGCAGAAAAUUAAAAGUAAAUGUUAUGUUA
Messenger RNA from Osmerus eperlanus (European smelt), 904 nucleotides. RefSeq names its product eukaryotic translation initiation factor 4E binding protein 1 (gene eif4ebp1). The transcript has 3 exons. Gene Ontology annotation, cellular component: cytoplasm. The record is from RefSeq and is a predicted model, not a curated record. Gene Ontology annotation, molecular function: eukaryotic initiation factor 4E binding. The coding region runs from base 226 to 564 and encodes 112 amino acids. Lineage: Eukaryota; Metazoa; Chordata; Actinopteri; Osmeriformes; Osmeridae. Gene Ontology annotation, biological process: negative regulation of translational initiation.